ACUGAUAUUAGGAAGUGAGUAAGCUGUCUGCAGACAUUGUCAGCAAGCAAAGGGCAAGAUGGGCAACGUGGAUCUGGCCAAGCUUGGUGCCAUCCUGGUGAAAAACGUAGUGACCGGAGAGGUGAGUCAAUGUGAAUUAAAUACUUUGUGGAAAGACAACACGAGCGUCCUCUUCUUCCUGCGAAGGUUUGGCUGCCAGAUUUGCCGCUGGAUUGCGAAAGACGUCUCGCAGCUCAAGGAAUCAUUGGAUGCCAAUCAGAUCCGGCUCAUUGGUAUCGGCCCGGAAACUUUGGGUCUGCAAGAGUUCCAAGAGGGCAAUUAUUUCACAGGAGAGUUAUAUCUAGAUGAAUCGAAGCAGAGCUACAAGGAGCUGGGGUUUAAAAGAUAUAAUGCGCUUUCUAUCGUCCCCGCUGCUCUGGGGAAGAAGGUCCGAGAUAUUGUUACAAAGGCCAACGCUGUUGGGGUUCAGGGCAAUUUCAGUGGAGAUCUCCUACAGAGUGGUGGGAUGCUCAUCGUCAGCAAAGGUGGAGAGAAAGUGCUCCUCCACUUUGUCCAAGACUCUCCAGGCGACUAUGUUCCUCUAGAGACCCUGGUCACAACGCUGGGGAUUACAGCCGAUGUGACCGCCAGCCAGCGCUAUCAGUGUAACGAUGAAGUCUGCACUAGAUGAAGAAGAAAUCGUCAGAUGAGUCACAUGAUGCACCUUUAUAUUUUUUUGGACUUUGCACUGAUUGGUGUUUUCAGUACAAGUGAUACGGCUGA
Nanorana parkeri is the source of this 762-nucleotide messenger RNA. It is a transcript of the gene PRXL2B, whose product is annotated as family with sequence similarity 213 member B. The record is from RefSeq and is a predicted model, not a curated record. The transcript has 7 exons. The coding region runs from base 59 to 670 and encodes 203 amino acids. NCBI's taxonomy places the organism in Eukaryota, Metazoa, Chordata, Amphibia, Anura, Dicroglossidae.